AGAGAAGAGGCACUCCACUAUGCUGAGGCCAAAGGACCUGUGCCAGGGCUCUGGCACCAAAACCUUCUUGGAGGCCAUGAAUAGUGGAAAGGUGCACCUGGCCCGCUUUGUGCUUGAUGCACUGGACUGCCGCAUCAUCAACUCAAAGAACGAGAGCAGCCGCACACCACUUAUGUGUGCCGUGUGCCUGCAGGAGCACAGCACCAGGUCCAAGUUUACACAGCUGCUCCUGGAGAAAGGUGCCGACGUGAACACCAAGGACGAGAACGGUCGCACCGCCCUCAGUUUGGCCUGUGAACUUGGCCACCUAGAUGCUGUCAAGCUCCUGGUGCAGUUCAACGCCAACCCUGAGCUCACUGACACCUGGGGCAAUAGCGCCCUGAUGUACGCUGCCUAUGGAGGACACAGCCAGAUCCUGGAUUUUCUCAUUCGGGCUUUCAAGAGGCUUGGAUUAAGACUUGACCACUCUAAUCAUGCCGGCCACACUGCCAUCCAGGUAGCUGAAAAUUUGGGACAUGCCAAUUGCGUUCAGGUGCUCAGCAUUGCAGUGAAGAAGGCAGUAAGCAUCGAGCAAACUCAAGAAAUCAGAAGUGGAUCGCAUGCAGUUCCCUGGCCUAAUCGACUCCCGAAGCAAAUUCUGGAAAAAUUCUCAAAGCCGGGUCACAGCAAGAACGAAGAGACACUGCCAUCUUUGUUUCACAGGCAGAUGCUGAUCAGUGACGGCAAAGACCUAAAGAGACGAUUCAGUCAGCAGCAGUCCCCUGAAAGAACCAACUCAAGCGGUUACCAAAGUUUAACCAGGUUUCCAGAGAGGCGUUUCACUGAGAAGGAGCAACAUGUCCUGUUCAGCUCGAAACAGUUUCAGUACUCUAGAGAAGCCGGCUUUGUGAGAAAAAACACCUUGGUCUCAGAGCGCUGCCAGAAAGUGGACCACCAUGAGACGAGAGAAAAUCCGCCCCAGUGGGGAAAAGAAGCAAAGUCAUUCAACCUGGACCUCAAGACGGGACGAAAACAGUCGUACCAGGGCGAGACGCGUGACGUCACGCAGCCUGUCAGCCAAUUAAAAAGAGCUUCUCUUCCAGACGCGAGACCUCUCGUGCCGAAAUUCUACUGCCAUGGCAACACUUCCGCGAAGAAGAGCGACGUGGACAGAGCGGGGUUCCAACAAAUGAACGGAGUCUCUCGGGUUACUGCUGAACAACGGAACAGCGACUACUCUGAAAAGAAGAAAAGCUCGCUGAAGCGCGGGGGCGUUGUCAAAAACGAAAGAGCGAAUAAACUGCUCUUCAGUCGGGACGAGGCGCCUCGGGAAAGAAUCAAAAUCCGGCCGCCGGGCUUCGGGACCAGGUUACUGCGGCGCUUCACAGCUCCUGAGUUCAUGGGACUGGUUAGAGAUGCUCAGUCCGGCGCGACGUCAAACAAAGGCAAGAUUGCUCGAUCAGAGACAUUUCCCCUUUCAUACACACAUAAAUUGGUAAAUAGUCAGCCCAGCGUUGAUAGCAUCAGCGGCGUCAGGUGCGAAUUUGAAGGCAGUCCUCCAGUCAGCAGAGCUUAAUCUAUAUUUAUUAUUUGCAUCAUCAUUACCAUUAUUAUGAUUCUCGGAGUUGGGAAUCAAUGGAGUCGAUUCCUUACAAUCAUUCUCUCGAUCCAGAAACUAAACCACAGGAAACGCAGAUAUUGUGGAAAAAUAAAUGUGGGUUCAAUAUUAAUUAAAUGCUUUUAACAAGAAACCGAAUCAACUGUUCUGUUUUGUCUUUUCACUUUACGCGAACAUGAGCCGAAUCAGUUUCUUUGUACGGACUUGACUCCUAAGUUUCGGAGUCGACUCUCAGUUCCCAGCGCCUGGCAUCGUAGAGUCGACUCUCAGGGCUAGAUUUACUUCUCCAAAGGCAUUAGUUACUGUCAUUUUGGAACACAGGGCAGGGAUUUCACUUGUCUCAAGCUGCUUUGUCAAACACCACCAUGAACAACACUAGAUUAAAUUGUAGUUGCAGAGUAAAGCAACUUGCUGUUAUUUUGUUGUUGCUGUAGUUGUUGGUUUUCUGAUAAAGGCAGUUUGGAUCAUCACUAGUUUCUUUUCUCCCAGAACUAUUACAGCCUUGGUGAAACUUUCCUCCCAGACACGCCACUGUAAAUAAACAGACAAUGAUUAAAAUUCAUUUCUAAAGCAAGUAAAUGUGCUAUAUAAUACUUAAAUGCACUGUCUUUGAUUAUGUACACGUGUUAUUUGCACUUCAGGAGUCAGGCGGGGGCACAGGUUUUUGUAAAAUUGUCAUAUUGCUCUUCAUAAUUAGUCAGUUUAAAAUAUUCCUCUGUAUAUUCUCUACUAUACAUCCACAAGCUUUAGACAGUUGAACACAUGUAACGAAAUCUGUUGAUACUCAUGUCUCAGACAGGUUUGUAUAUAUAAUGUAUGUAUACUAUAAAAGUACAGUAUAUAUUCAAUUUGUGUACAGAUGAGAGAAAUAUUCUAUGUGAAAUGAAAUCCCAAUUUACAUUUAUCUGGAACAAACGUUUGCACCAUAGCUGUGGUCUGGUGUAAUUUUACCUAUUUCACUAUGCAUAUUGUGAAUGUCAAUCAUUUAUAUUCU
Molecule: messenger RNA, 2591 nt
Organism: Ictalurus furcatus (blue catfish)
Lineage: Eukaryota; Metazoa; Chordata; Actinopteri; Siluriformes; Ictaluridae
Gene: ankrd63
Product: ankyrin repeat domain-containing protein 50
Exons: 1
Coding region: 20-1555 (511 amino acids)
Molecular function (GO): protein binding
Source: RefSeq, a predicted model, not a curated record